This is a messenger RNA of Ipomoea triloba (trilobed morning glory), 2262 nucleotides long. RefSeq lists its product as uncharacterized. Bases 106 to 2061 code for a protein of 651 amino acids. The transcript has 9 exons. The record is from RefSeq and is a predicted model, not a curated record. NCBI's taxonomy places the organism in Eukaryota, Viridiplantae, Streptophyta, Magnoliopsida, Solanales, Convolvulaceae. Gene Ontology annotation, molecular function: zinc ion binding.
UUUCGUUUUCCCUCCAUCUGUUCAAAACUUUGGCUCCACUGAGCACUUUCAUCCACAUUAUCUCUUCUCGGAGAUUGAGUGGGGGCAGGGGGAGAGAGGAGUCCAAUGGUCGGAGGCGAGAAUGAGAACGCGAAGACCAUUUGCUCAAUUUGCUUCGAAGAUCUUAAACCUAUUGUCGAAGAUCUCCAAUCGAUUUCUAUCUGUGGUCACGUCUUUCACGAGCUCUGUCUUCAGCAAUGGUUCGAAUAUUGCAAGAAUGGAAAGAAGACUUGUCCUGUAUGCAAACAGGCCUGUAAGGAGAAGAAUGUGGGUCGGCUUUAUUUUCAGUCAGUUGGUGAAACCACUGAAGCAAGCUUCACCCAGAAACUGCGUGACUGCGAGCAGAAUCCAGAAGAGUUGCGGAGAGAGGUCAAGAGAUUGCAGGGGAGAGUUUUCGGACUGGAUUCUGCUCUGGAGAAACACCAGAAAGAUCUCAAAGAUAUUACUGAAGAGCUGUUAGCAUGCAAGGAACAGGUCAAGAUUGAAGUGACUCUGAAAAAUGAGGCUCUGAAACAGAGUGGUAUGGCUCAGAACUUGCUUUAUGUGAAAUCUAAGGACCUGGAAAGGUCAAAUUCAGAAUGCACAAGGCUGCAGGAAAGGAACCUCUCACUGGCCAAGGAACUUGCAGCACUCAAGUUGGUCUGUGAUUUGAACUUGGAGGAAGAAGAUGUCCUAAAGUUUGCUUCAUUAGGUAAUGAGGCCAACAGUAAAGAGACAAUUGAUGUCUUGAAAAGGUCAUUGGUCAUCCGUAACAAGAGUUACAAAGAAUUGAUGGUGAAGUGCAAUUCUCUUGGAAGAGGAGAAGCGCGUUGUCUUAGUAAACUUGAGAAGGCCAAAGCCAAGAUAAAUAAACUGAAAGCAAGGGUUCAGGAACUCGAGACAGCUGUCGAAGCAAAAGAAAAUGAAGCGUUGAGAACUUUAAGGACUUCCAAGAGGACUUUUGAGGUAGAUGCAGCUGAUGCUUUUGGUGCAGAACCCAAAUUUAAGAGGUGCUCAUAUGAGGAUCAAAAUAAGCGGCAUCUUGAGUCAAGGGUUGAUUUGGAUCAAGGCAAUAACAUCCAUACUGAUUUACUUUGUUCAAGAAAGAAGGAAAAAUUGAAAGUGAAGGAUAGUACAAGAAGAGUUCCAAGUGAAGAUACUGUUGCCUGCAGUCUGCAAGAGAAUCGGGAAUUUUCUUUUCUUAAAGAUAAAGAUAUACAUGAGACUUCUACUUGUGGAAAUGAAGGCCUGUACGAACACUUGAUGCCCACAACUAGUAACAAAACAACUCUCCUUGAUUGCCAUUUGUCAACAGUAAAUGCUUCCAUGAGGACAAUAAGUGGGAUUCAAGUGCCACAAGUAGAAAACAAGGAAGAAAUGCCAAGCUCAAGGAAUUCCAUUAAGAACAGUAAAUACAUAUUACCUGAAACAAAUGAUGCCAAUGAUGAUGAUUUGGUGCUUUUAGGUGACACAACUCUAGCUCAACCCUCUUUUCGCAAACGAAAAGAGACUCCGUCCAUCCUUGCCGGACCAGAUAUUUCACUAGCUGCAGAAAAGGAAGAAACUCCAAGCUCAAGGAGUUCUAAUAAGAACAAUAAUUACAUAUUACCUAAAACAAAUGGUGCCAAUGAUGAUGAUUUGGUGCUUUUAGGUGACACAAAUCUAGCUCAACCUGCAUUUCAUAUAAGAAAAGAGACUUCUUCGUCAAUCCUUGCUGAACCAGGGGACCGUUGCUUCUCUGGUGGGUUGCUAGGUCCUGAUGGAACCAAUUGGCACUUAGGGAAAUGGUGCAAGAAGGUACAGAACAAGGGAUCAACACCAGCGUUCCAAGGAUCCACUACUGUUGCUGGUGAUUUGAUUGCUGUUGGAGCAGAUGGUAGAGGUGGUAGGGUCAAAGUUCUACGAUCCUCGAACCACAAGACCUUGGAUAAUAACAAUGCAUCAGCUUCAGCUAAGAGAAUCAAGUAUGGAGUGAAAGCAAGUAGUAUGCAGUCUCAAGGGUGCUUGCAGAUAGAACACUUCUUUAGUAAGGCUGGCCAAUAAGUAUACUCUUAAUUCUUUACAGUAUGUGUCAAGUACUGUAAAACAUCUAUUUCUUAUUUAACUGCAUGGAACAUGCAACAGCAAUACCAGCCUUCAUGUAGAUUAGAGCAAGAGCUUUUAAGAUAAAAAAGCGGAUUUGUUUAUGUUGGAAGCAUUCACUGAAAUACUGAUAGCACUUUCAUAAAUUAAACAGAAUAAGCU